Symbiodinium sp. CCMP2592 is the source of this 2052-nucleotide messenger RNA. NCBI's taxonomy places the organism in Eukaryota, Dinophyceae, Suessiales, Symbiodiniaceae. The record is from the annotation of a GenBank genome assembly.
AUGUCCAAGUCUAAAAUCCUUGAGCCCAGACGGCGAGCUGCCGGCGAGCAGUUUGAGCCUCGCCGUCCGAAUGAUCCCAGAUGGUCUGCACAGCAUGGCGAUCUUCGUUCAGAUUUGGGACCUAUCUUUCCCUUGGUCAACCUCUCCUACCCAGAAGGACUUGCCGCGGUGCAAUGCCAAGAGGACGGUAGCGGAGUGGCCAGCUACCCUUCAGGCAAGAAAGCGGUCUGCGUGUCAUCGCACCAUCAAUCGAGACGUUUCAGUGCCCUUGCUUAUGCCCGCUCCGUCUUCAGUGUCAAAACUGCUGUCUCCGAAACUUCUCCACAUUUCUGUUCUGCCAGCCCUGAAGACCCCAAGCGCGAUCGCGGUCGCACGAGACUUCUGGGGGCAAUGGAUGAGUGGGGCAUAGGGCUCUUUGAGACUCCACCUGAUGGGACGGGUUGUCGAGGCUCCUACGAAGUGACGUCAACCCAUGUCAUUGUGAUUACGUCCGGGCCGAACGGUUCGAAAACUCGCAUGAGCCGUGCGGCACUGGCAGGGGACACGACCUCGCUUGAUCCAUUAAGCUUGCGCCUUUGCCCGGAACUUGUGGUCACGUACAACCCAGCAAGUGGAACGACUUCACUGGAUUUCAACUCCGGAGGUGUGAGCUACACCUUCUAUGUUGGUGAAGUCUGGAAGCUCUCCUCCCGUGGAAAUGGAUUGCCAACCGCCACGAAUCCUCUAGAGAUCAACGGGACGAUCAACCUCUCUUCGCAGGCUUCUCUCGAUACCUCAUGCGUGAUCAUGACAGAAAGCGCGAGCUUACUGGACAAGACGCUCAAGAACAGCACCUCCUGUCUGAGUACGACCGCUACAAGUCUGCAUGAAACCUCGGCCCCAGCCGCGAAGCUGAAGAAGUCCGCGUCUGAAGGAACCAUGAGGCUUCCACUGGAGGCCUUCAAGCAGUUUGCAGAAGGGCGCAUCGACUUCACACAUGACCACCUUCUCAAGCAGAAUUUGGCAAACAAGGUCCAUCCAAAACUUGGAAGGCUGCCUAUUAAUAAGGCUCUGAAGGAAGGCUUUCUGUGGCCUCAGCCACACCCAGGCAAGCCCUACUCGGAACCCGUGGUUCUGAACCCGCCAGCUUCCCUGCAGUAUAUCCAAUGCCAUGAAGUGGAAAGCCGAGCCGGGAGCCUUGAGGGUGGUCAGUUGAUGGUCGUGCUGGUGGUGGCCAGCUGGGCUCGGAAGUCUCAGUACAGCUCCAGCUCCCAUGCCCAAGUCAUGGCCGAAGGUGCCUGGUCUGAACUAAAGGCAGCCGGAGACAACGUGCUCUUCUUCCUUACAGACUUGGCAGAAGCUGGUGCCAUCCACUCAGCUGGCAAGCACACGAAUCCCUUGGUCACCAACUACGGUGUUCGGGAGGCUCCCUGGCUCCUGAUGUUUGCGCGAGGUGAGCUCGUGUUCAGCGAGAACCCAACAGGCCCUCGGAACGGAGGGAUCGGCUUCGCAUCCCGAUUGCGAUAUAUGGCAUUUUCGAAGCCUCGUGUGCUUGUACUGGAGCCAGCGCCAUCAGCAUCCUCCAUGCAGAGUGCUGCCGCCACCGCUGUCGCCGAGUCAACCAAAGCCAUUAACAACUUCCAGCUGCAGCUCCAAACACAGGAGGUCUUGAAGAGGGCCCAUUUCGACUUCGACUUAGCAGUCACCACUGUGGAUGCGAUGAGAAUGGCUUUGACGGUGCAGCCAGCGUAUGGGAUCCUUCUCUGCAGCUCGGAAGUAGGUCCGACGGCCUUCUCGGAGCUCGCAUCGCGACUCAGAGAGCGGAACCCGAAGUCACUUGGAUUCAUCUGUCACGACAUUAAGUGCUUGGGGCCUUUGGAUGACUCCAUGCAGAUGCUUCUCAAGUCUGACUCCAAUCCGUUGGCUUCUGGGGUUCUGUUCCGACCUAUCACGAAGUCCUCGUUCGAGCGCGUCUUGGUUGGAAACCCGGACACGAGGAUAAAUUAUCCGACUUGCGGAAUGGUAAAGGAGGACCUGCUGCAAAUCAUUCGGAAGAAGUUAGGAGCCCUUUGA